AUGGCGGAUUUUCUCAAUGGAACCUUUUCCUUGUGGUUCAUUCCCAUGCAAGCAUUCUUCAUCAUACUGGCCUUUUCCACCAUACUCAAUCUUCUAUCCAAACUCAAUUCCAAUGCAGAAAAAAACUCACCACCAUCUCCUCCAAAGCUUCCAAUAAUCGGAAACCUACACCAAGUUGGCACCCUCGUUCACCGCAGUCUCCAUUCAUUUGCUCAAACCUAUGGCCCUGUAAUGUUGCUUCACUUUGGGAAGGUCCCAGUUCUCGUGGUGUCAACAGCUGAGGCUGCUCGCGAGGUUAUGAAAAACCAUGACCUUGUUUUCUCCAAUAGACCACAUUCUAAGAUGGAUGAUAUCCUCUUAUAUGAUUCCAAAGAUGUGGGAAGUGCUCCUUAUGGAAACUACUGGCGGCAGAUGAGGAGUAUUUGUGUCUUGCAUCUUCUCAGUGCAAAAAAGGUUCAAUCCUUUGGUGCAGUGAGAGAAGAGGAAAUCUCCAUAUUGAUGGAAGAGAUUAAGAAGUGUUGUUCUUCUUUGAUGCCUGUGAAUUUAACUGAUUUAUUUUGUAAACUCACAAAUAACAUAGUGUGUAAAGCUGCUCUCGGAAGGAGAUACAGUGGAGAAGGAGGGGCAAAGCUUCGGGAGCCAUUGAAUGAGAUGAUGGAACUGCUGGGUGCUGCAGUUAUAGGGGACUACAUACCUUGGCUUGAUUGGUUGGGAACAGUUAAUGGAAUGUAUGGUAGGGCAAAGAGAGUGGCUAAACAGCUUGAUGAAUUUUUGGAUGAUGUUAUUGAUGAGGAUGUUAGUAAAAGAGGGCAUGAUGGUGAUGGUGAUGGUGACGAUGAUGAUGAUGAUGAGCAGACUCAUUUGCUGAAAGUUAUGUUGAGGAUCCAGAAGACAAACUCCAUGGGGUUCCAGAUUGACAGAACAACCAUAAAGGCAUUGAUCCUGGUAUGUAAGAUUAGUACAAUGUGUGUUACACUUAAAAAGUUUACGUAA
Sphenostylis stenocarpa is the source of this 993-nucleotide messenger RNA. The record is from the annotation of a GenBank genome assembly. Lineage: Eukaryota; Viridiplantae; Streptophyta; Magnoliopsida; Fabales; Fabaceae.